AUCUUAAAUUGAUCGUAAAGUGGCGGGCGCGCUGCGCGGGCGCCAGUUGCACUUGAAGUGCACUACACACACACGCGGCGUGCACCCUUUCAGGCGUGAAAAUGAAUGUUAUAAAUAAUCAGGCGCUCGCGAAUAAUUAUCAUAUGAGCUUGAAGGCCAGUGCGGUUUCCACCAGUGCUCCAUACCCAUGAAAAAAAUAUAGAAAAACGUGAAAACACCUUCCUCCAGCGCAACAGCGGAAAGUGAACAUGGAUUGGUGGAAAUUGUUCGCCGUCCUGGUAAUAGCUGUUGCGUGUGUCCACGUUAGCGCCGAUGGGCCAAAAAAAAAAAUCCGGAUACAUCUACCACAAAAGGUGAAGCACAUACACCACCACAAGAAGAUUUAUAUAACGCAACAUCCUGCGCAGUCCCAAUAUGCUCCCGCUUACUUACCGAACGCAGAAGGGGCAGUAGCGGUCCCGACGAACGUGGCGUUGCCAUCUGUUGCCAGCAUCGUACCACUUGAUUCAGAGGAGCUGUUUGAGGAGUCACAUAAUAGACUGCCCGGAGUUGCGGCUGCCGCCUCCAAGUUGUUGCCACUGUAUAGAGCCCGAGGUUACUACGGACCCAACCACUCUGAAGUCGAAGAGCAGGAUUACGACUUGGAUCCUCCGCCCGAACCGGAAGACUCCUACCUGCCGUCCGCCUUCUCAGCUCCAGCCGCGACAGCCGCUUCGGCCCCGAAAAGGGUGAAGGUUUUAAAGGUUAAUGAGUCCCCGCGAAAGAAGGUCAAAAAAGUUAAGCCUAAACGUAUUAUAACGGUGCGAAAUAGACCUCAACCCGAAGAAGAACACCCAGUAUCCAGUUUUCAUGAACAGUUCUAUUCGGACGUGGCAGGAUCCGGAACUAUUAAAAAGAUAAGGAAACCGCAACGAGUUGAAAAAAUUAUCGACGGCGACACCGAACACAUUCACACGUAUAGCGAAGAGCACAUACACAAGGUAGUAUUUGACGACAGGCCCAAGCUGACCGGUGUCGUGGGCCUGCACGGGGCACACGGGCCGCGCGACCAUCUCGCCAGCAUGUCCGCGCUGGCCGCGCACCACCCACUGAUUCCACUUAAAAACUCACAGGCCUUGCUGGCUCUCUCUUCCGACCCCUUCACGGGAUUAACAGCUGUCGGGUCGAUGGGAACGCCAUCGCAUUUAGAAUACGCUGCUUACAAUCCUCGCGACGUAACCCAUGAUCACAUAUUUCACGAUCAUGGCGAGAUUACAUCAGAUAUUGAUGUAAUAAAAGACAGCCUGGGUUCUCCUCCCAAGGGCUCUUACAAUAGCCAGGGUUUACGAAUCAGCGGAAGUGCCCCUAAACGCCACAAAUAUGGGACACAAAAGUACUCUAAGCCAACUAAACCGUCCGCAUCGACUGACUUUUCAUAUUAUGAAGGUAUCUAUUCGCCCCAUAGUCGUCCAAAGAAGGCGCCGAAACCUACACCGACAACGCCAACGUCACAUUACGAAUCUUCAUCGGAAGUGAACUAUGAUGAUUACAGGCGGAUUCCAUCUUUUAAAGUUAAAGACAAGUCUAAACUGAAAAGUCGUUAUGUAACGCCGAACCCAUACUACGGCGACGACAAGCUCGCAGACUACCGGCUGCAGCAGGCCAGUGUGCCGGCGCCUUUCUCUUUGUCCAACACCGUCGUGCAUGACUACAAGCCGACGUCCUACGACUCCUCAGCAUCCGCGCAGACACAAACUGGCUUUACGAAUUUCAAAGAUCCGUUUGUUGAUUUCAAAGGCUACUCUAAUAACUUUGAUUACGACACAUAUGCCUCUCCUUCAAACACUCAAGCGACAGAAAACAAAGACAGGGAGGCUGCACGAAACAUAAAAAAAAAUAAAAACAAGUCGAUAUCGACCCAAAAUAUUAGUUUUGGAGGACACACUCAACAUCAAUCCGUCCUAGACCAUCUAGAAGAUCCGAACUCAUCUGGGUCGGGUGUAACUCUAGAGGACGAUACGCCUACAUCUGCGGAAAUAAAUGCAGCAUUCGAUAAUUUUAAAUCGACAGAUAUACCAACGGCGUACACUAUAAAAGAAACUUCACCAGUACACCAAUAUUACUCGGCAAUGGCUAUCAAAGCGCUGCACGGUGACGCUAUGUCGGCUCCGGCUGCCUCUAACGACAACUUCCAGUACGCCGAGCCCCCCACCCCGUCCACGACUUCUCAGCCAUCGUCGGUGGCCACAACCACAGGUCCUACGCUUCGCUUUUACAGGAUACAAAGCACAGAUACGGCGGCCACGCCUACAACAGACCACCAUCCUGGAACGAAGCAAAGCAUACGCAGUCGUGAGAAAAAAAGACUACAAAGUGUCGCAGCAACAAAAACUGAACCUUCGCAUAGGUUUUCAGUGUUAAAGGAGUUUACAUCAACGGGCAAGAGUUCUGGCAGGUCGGUGCUCCCGACGUCGCUCAGACAUCUCCACAGAUUCACGAACGAGCACCCGACGGACUCAUCCACCGUCAGAGGGAAGCUCAAAUAUGGUGAUAAAAUAUGAACAAUCCUGAACUUUAGUGCUAAUGUUAGGUUAUUACAUUAUCCGUGAUCUUAGUCUACGUUUAAAACACAGGGAAGACCGCGAGUGCGUUGUUUGAUACACAACUGUUGCUAAGUGAAUACUUAUAUUUUAAAUUGUUUCAUAAGUAGCCGUAAUAAUCAUACUCGAUUAUUAUUUAUGUAAAUAGAAGCGAUAACGGAAUUCAUUCAUGCAUUUUACGAAUCUUAGACG
This is a messenger RNA of Cydia amplana, 2771 nucleotides long. RefSeq lists its product as uncharacterized. The record is from RefSeq and is a predicted model, not a curated record. The coding region runs from base 249 to 2540 and encodes 763 amino acids. The transcript has 3 exons. Lineage: Eukaryota; Metazoa; Arthropoda; Insecta; Lepidoptera; Tortricidae.